GGAACGGCGGCGGUGUCGGCCCCGGGGAGGCGGUAACGGCAGCGGGGGCCGUAGCGGGGCGGGCGGCUCCCCGCCGGGACUCGGGAGCUCCGCUCGGCGGUGAGCGUGCGCUCGGCGGCAGCGUCAGCCCCGGGCUCGCGUGUGCGUGGGGUGUUGAGUGACGUGUCCGGGGAGCGGGGCAGCCGCCGGAGCCCCGGCGGAGCGGAGCGGGCCGGGCCGGGCGGCGGCCGCUGCCUCAGAGCUCUUGGCGGUGGCGGAGGAGGGUUUUUCGGUCUGCUAAAGGCACGGUGGAUACACUAAGAUGGACACAGAGGAAUUCCCUCCCCCACCACCAGAAGUUCUAGACCACGAACCAAAAGCCACGGGUACGAACGAUGAAGAGGAGGAUGAGGGAGAACAGUUUGACUUUGACAGUGGAGAUGAGAUACCAGAAGCAGACAGGCAAGCCCUUGUGCCACCUCCUCCUGAUCCUGGAAAUAACAUAGAGCACCACGAGGCUAAUGCCACAGGGGCUGAUAAUUUAGCAAACAGUGAGAAGCUACGAACAUCAGAACCUGCUGUGGAAGGCACUCCAGCCAAAGUAAAUCCCUACUCGGUCAUAAAUAUUUCACCAAUCCAAGACAAUGAUCCAUCCUCAUCACCAGAGCCAAGUCCUCAAGAAGAAUGUGCAAGUCCAAACUUGUCCGGUGGAUAUUCUGUUCCUGUCCCCUGUGGCUAUGCUGUGCCAUCUAAUUUACCUUUGAUACUACCCGCAUACUCCAGUCCUGUCAUAAUACGCAGUGUUUCUGUAGAUGAAGAAGCAGGUACACAGUCAGCAACUGAAGAAUGCCAUUGUAAUUCUGUAAACUCAGAGGAGCCUCAAAAUAGUGAAGAUAACCAGGCCAAGAGAGAAGAUGAUGCUCUGGCCAAGUGGGUUGCAGAUCCUGCAAAUACAGCAUGGAUGGAAAACCCAGAUGAAGUAAUUUACGAUGAUGUGCCAAGAGAAAAUUCAGACUCUGAACCAGAGGAAAUGAUUUAUGAUGAUGUUGAAAAUGGUGAUGAUGGUGGAAACAGCUCGCUGGAGUAUGGGUGGAGUUCAAGUGAGUUUGAAAGCUAUGAAGAACAGAGUGAUUCUGAGUGUAAAAAUGGAAUUCCCAGCUCCUUUUUGCGAGGCAACCACAAGAGACAUCUUUCUCAUGACCUAACGCGUUUAAAGGAGCAUUAUGAAAAAAAGAUGAAAGAUUUGAUGGCAAACACUGUGGGAGCAGUAGAGAUUCAGCAACUAAAGCAAAAACAUGAGCUGAAGAUGCAAAAGCUUAUGAGAGCUGCUAGAGAAGGUACCAAAGAUGGGCUCGAAAAGACAAAAGCAGCUGUGAAAAAGGGUCGUUCUUUCAUUAGAACAAAAUCUUUUAUUUCUCAAGAUCAUAGAUCUUCAUGUCUGGAAGAAGAAGAGCUAAAUUUAUUUAUUGAUGUGGACUGUAUGCAUACAGAAGCAAUUAUGACUCCUAUGCCUGAAGGAUUAUCACAGCAGCAGGUUGUGAGAAGGUAUAUUUUGAGCUCUGUAGUUGACAGUGAGAAGAAUUAUGUGGAUGCUCUCAAAAGAAUCCUGGAGCAGUAUGAGAAGCCCCUUUCAGAUAUGGAACCAAAAUUAUUGAGUGAAAGAAAACUCAAAAUGGUCUUUUAUCGGAUUAAAGAAAUUCUUCAAUGCCAUUCGAUGUUUCAGAUUGCGCUAGCAAGUCGUGUAUCUGAGUGGGACUCUAUUGAAAUGAUUGGUGAUGUCUUCGUUGCUUCAUUUUCUAAAUCUAUGGUAUUGGAUGCAUACAGUGAAUACGUAAACAACUUCAGCACAGCAGUAGGGAUUCUCAAGAAAACAUGUGCCACCAAACCUGCCUUUUUAGACUUCUUAAAGCAGUGUCAGGAGUCAAGCCCCGAUCGAAUUACACUGUAUGGUUUAAUGAUGAAACCUAUCCAGCGCUUUCCACAGUUCAUUCUACUAUUGCAGGAUAUGUUGAAGAACACUAAUAAAGGACAUCCCGACAGAUUACCUCUACAGAUGGCUCUUACAGAACUCGAAACACUGGCAGAGAAGUUAAAUGAAAGGAAAAGGGACGCAGAUCAGCGCUGUGAAAUAAAACAAAUAGCAAAAGCAAUGAACGAACGUUAUCUGAACAAGCUACUCAGCAGUGGAAACAGAUACCUCAUACGGACCGAUGAUAUGGUUGAGACAGUUUACAAUGACAAAGGAGAAAUUAUCAAAACCAAAGAACGACGACUUUUCAUGUUAAAUGAUGUGCUGAUGUGUGCAACAGUAAAUAUUCGCUCUUCCUAUGAAAGCGGUGGCACCGUGACAACUGGCCAGAGGUAUUUAUUGAAGUGGAGCGUGCCGCUGGGACAAGUGGAAGUCAUAGAGUAUGGCAGCAGCGAGGGCCAAGGAGAGAACUGCAGGUUUCCACCCCAGCACUCUGCUGAAAAUGUCAUCAUUAAUUCUAAGCCAAACAAGCUCUAUAUGGGACCAGGGCAACUGUACCAUGAUCUGCAGAACCUUUUACAUGACUUGAAUGUAGUUGGUCAAAUUAGUCAAUUAAUAUGCAGCCUUAAAGGAAACUAUCAGAACUUAAACCAAUCUGUAGCCCAUGACUGGACUUCAGGUUUACAAAAACUGAUUUUGAAAAAAGAAGAUGAAAUCAGAGCGGCAGAUCGCUGUAGAAUUCAGCUGCAACUCCCAGGAAAACAGGACAAGUCUGGGCGGCCCACUUUCUUUACAGCUGUGUUCAAUACAUUUACCCCUGCUAUCAAACAGUCUUGGAUCAACAAUUUACAAAUGGCUAAACUGGCCCUUGCGGAGGAUAACCUGUUAGGUUGGUUCUGUGUAGAAGAUGAUGGGAAUCAAAUCAAAAAGGAGAAACAUCCUCUCCUUGUUAGACACAUGCCAGUGAUGAUGGCCAAGCAACAGGAGUUUAAGAUUGAAUGUGCUGCUUAUAAUCCUGAACCGUACCUCUCUGGUGAAACAGAGUCAGAUUCCUGUGCCAUGGAACAUGGUUUUCUUUGGAUUGGCAGUUGUACUAAUCAGAUGGGCCAGAUUGCAAUAGUCUCAUUUCAAAGCUCCGGCCCCAAGGUUAUUGAAUGUUUCAAUGUGGAAUCACGGAUUCUCUGCAUGGUCUACAUACCAGAGGAGGAGAAACUGAAAGAGCAAAAUAAGGCUCUCGACUCUGAAAAUGUUCUUGCAAAAGCUUCUACUGUGCCUACUAUUUGCCUUGGCAUGGAAGAAGGAAGCAUUUCUAUUUACAAAAGUUGCCAAGGCUCAAAGAAAAUUCGACUUCAACACUUCUUCACUCCUGAAAAAUCAACUGUUAUGAGCUUAACAUAUAUGUCUCAAUACUUGUUUGCUGGCUUGGUAAAUGGAAACAUCUCAAUCUACACCAAAGCAGAAGAUGGAACAUGGAACACGGAACCUCAGAAGAUAGUUAAACUGGGGGUUCUGCCUGUUAGAAGUCUGCUUGUGAUGGAGGAGACCAUUUGGGCUGCAUGUGGUGGACAAAUUUUUAUAAUCAGCACUGUGACACAUUCCAUAGAGAGCCAUUUUGAAGCCCAUCAAGAGGAAGGUAUGGUAAUCUCUCACAUGGCUGUUGCUGGAGUGGGAAUCUGGAUUGCCUUCACAUCUGGAUCUACGCUUCGCCUGUUCCACACUGAGACACUGAAGCACCUCCAGGAUAUUAACAUUGCCACGCCUGUUCACAACAUGUUGCCAGGGCAGCAGCGUGUCUCUGUGACCAGCCUCCUGGUGUGCCAUGGUUUAUUGCUGGUUGGAACAAACCUGGGUAUAAUAGUAGCAUUGCCGGUGCCACGCUUGCAGGGGAUUCCCAAAGUGACUGGAAGAGGAAUGGUGUCGUAUCAUGCACACAAUGGCCCAGUCAAGUUUCUUGUAAUGGCAACAUCUAUAAACAAGAAGAACAAAAACAAAUUGAGGAACAGCCUGCCUCCUGGCUCAGAACCUAAAGACGACGACCAAAAGAACGUUCUACACAAUGAAAGACCGGGCUCUUCCCUUAGCAACACCCAUGACACCGCAAUUUGGCUGGGGGGGUCAGUAGGAUCCAUUGCACAAAAAAGUGACUUGUCGUCAUCUUCUGGAUCCCUUACUUUGUCACACGGAUCGAGUUCCCUAGAGCAUAGGCCAGAGGACAGUAACAUUUAUGAGCUUUUGAAGGACCAGAAUAUCUCAGUAAAAAGUAAAAGACAGAGAUCCAAGAAAAUGAAAGCAAGUUCAGUAUUACUCAUUUCUGGUGGCCAAGGACACAGAAGAGUGAACAAGAAGACCAAGCAGCAGCGACAAGAUGAACUAGUGUCUUCAGUGAUGGUCUGGCAAAUCCCACUAUUAAAUAUCUAACUGAACUAAAUCCCUAGAUACUUUCUGCUAUUAAAAAAGAAAAAAAAAAAGUCUGAUAUCCUUUUACAGCAAAUGUCAGUUUAGGACCCAAAUGGAUAGACUUUAUACACCUGGGAGCAAUUUCACUAGGCUUUGGUCACAGGAGUAAGGGUUGCAAGACAGAGUCUUAGAACAAAAAGGACCUGUUAGACACUUUUAAAUGGGUUUAGAAUCUUACCUUAUUUAUAUUCACAUUUAUAAAUAUCACAAUUAUAUUCUAUAGCACUUAGGGAAGGCAAGGAACACAUGCCAUGUCUCAUGCUGAUUUUUGCUUAUGUAAAUCAGCUGUUGUUUCUUUUUUUCCAAAGUGACAUAUUGCAUGGACUGUAGAUUUUAACAAAUUAGCAAAUAUUUUUAAACAAUAGUCUAAUGCAAGCUAAUAUUAAUUUGAUAAUUACUAUAAUAGUUUGUGACAUCAUUCCACAAGCCAGAGUUUGGUCUGGACAAAAGCAGUUAUAUUAAUUGACUGGUAUUUGUUUAAUUCAACAUAGCAAAUAGAUUUUUAUUUUAUUAUUAUUUCUAAUGCUCAGUAUUACUAAAAAUGUUGCAGUACAAAAAGUACGUUAAUUUUCUUGGUAAGUGCAAUGUGUCUGUGACUCGCCUUCAUCAUACAGAGAAAGCUGUAAGGAUGCUCUGGCUUAGGGCAAAUAGAAAAUACAGAUGCAGGACAGCUGUGCGUUGCAGUGCUGCUAUCGCAUUCUCCCCCUGGCAACUCAGGAUCAAAGCCUGGCAUGGACUGUGCCAUUUUUAAGGUGGCAUGCACGUCCAGUAAAUUAAUAAUGAAAUUAUUAACUAAAUCAUUAAUUGGGGAGAAAUAUACUAAUAUUGGAAUAUCCAUAGGAAGUACAGGUAACCACUGUGGAUAUAGAUCAUACAUCAGUUGAUUUGUGCUGUGUCCUCAGGCAAACUCCUAUCAACGUCACAGCGCAACAGCAACAGCGGAGAUAUGGUCACAUCAGAGUGGUGGUCACCUCUUUUCAGCCAGACUUUUGGCAAAGCAUGGUCUUGUAAAUGGAUACUGUGAAAAUAGUGUGCACAGCUUCAUUCACCCAGUCAGGCAUGCGGUUGCUGGGGUGGUGUAAGAGGCCUGAAUUCUAAAUAGAGACCUAAUUGUCGUUUCUUAAUGAUGUACUUCCAAAGGAAACUUGGAAUUUGGGAUUCCUACUAAAAUUGCUUUUUGUGCUAGUCUCUGCACAUGUGAAAUAUAAGACAAAGCCUUCAGCUCAGAAAGACAUUGCGAAAAAUGGUGAUGAGACAUGUCCUUCAGUCAAAAUAUGUUUAAUACAGAAAACAUGUUGAAUGGAGUCACUGGGAACAUCCUUGUCCCUUGUCAAUAGACUGAAAGAUGCAGAGAAAUUAGGACGGUUAAAUUUCAGUUGAGUAUGUUAAGAACUCUAAUACUGUCCAUCAGUUCAGUAAAAUGCAAAUUAAAUAUAUCUGAAGCAGAACAUUUGUCAGAUGUAUGCAUUGACUAGAAUCAAGUAAAACUUUUGGCUACUUUGGUGCUGUUAUUAUCCCAGUAAGGGGGUGGUUUGCCCUGAAAUUAUUUCAGCUACUUCUAAUACAAACUCCUUGAUUCCACCAUGUUUUGUUUCAAUCUUCCUAGUUUAAAUCAACAUCAACCAUAAUUACAGUGUUUCCCAGCACAUGACAUUUCAAGGUAAACAGCAGUAGAGACUGAAUUAUUUUGUUCGAUGUAAGAUAAAGCCUGUAUUUGUGCUUGGGUUUGCCCUGGACAGACAUUUCAGUCUGUCUGCUCUAAGAAGCAAACCUCUGUCAGGGUGACCCCAAAAUUAGUGUGUGGGCUGACUGACCAAGUUUGACAGAGCACCGAGGUAACAUCAGGUCUUCCCUGCCACCUGCCACCAAGUACAUGGGACAGAAGGAAUGCCAGUGCAGUCAGUCUUUGCCUGCUAAGCGGCACCAAAAUAGGCAUUUCAGAAAUGCUACAAUAGCACGGACUUCAGUGAGUCACGAAGGACACUUGUCACAGAUGGGCUUGUAGGCUUGGGGUCUUCGUUGCUGUUCUGUGCUUUUAUUCUGUGUCUUUCGCUGUGUAUCUUGCAACUUUAGUUGGGUGUUGUCAGCAUUGGCAUGGGCUUAGUGUUGGCAUGAGUCCUGGUGCAAAAAAAAAAAAAAAAAAAAAGCAGAGUGCCUCUAAGCCAGACAUUUUCCCAGACUUUUCCUCUUCUCCCUGGCCUGCUGCCUGGGCUUGCCUUGCCUGGCCUGAGGGACCAAGGCCAGUUGCAUUUUCUACCCUCUUCCAUAGCUAUGGCCCUGGGAGCUGCUCUUUGCCCACUGUGUGGAAGUACUACAUUGUACAGUUUAAUGUAUGUAUAUUGAAAAACAAGUUAAAAGAUUCUUCUGUGUAUAAAGCAUAUAUAACCUAGUAUCCCUUUGCUACACUGCAGUAAAAAGACCACAGGUUUUAUUCUGCGUGCUCCUUGGGUGUGGGAUUCCACAUCUGUGCCCUCAGGACUGGAGGAUCACGUCCAUUCUUGUGGAUUUUUAUCACUAGGAGCAGUAAGCAGAGUCAACUGGAAAUCCAUGCAUGGCCAUAUUGCAGGAUCUGCUAGCAGUAAUGCAUGAGAGUUUUGAAGUGAAAGUCUAUCUUUCAGCUGAAACAAGACGGUAGAAACAAAGUACAAAUCUGCUCUUCUGAAAGUACAUCGGAGUUUUGCCAGUGACUUCAGUAAGAACAGAACUGGGUCCCUCAUUUACAUCAUACUAUUUUGAAAAUACGUAUCUAUUUAUCUUACUAAGCUGUAAAGCAAAAGAGAAGCUGUAUGUCUGUCUUUAGAAAUACACGUUGUCAUGAACUAGGCUUUUAGUAGCUAACUGAGCACAGGAUGCAACGUUCGCUUUCUGAUACGCAGCUAACUGGCAUUGCCUUACUAUGAAAAUGGGCAGGAACCAAAGUUUCUCUUACAGCUGGCAAAUAGUCUUUAUAGCUGUUGUAGACUCUGCUGCUAGGUAAGUUGGAUUUUGCUUUCUGAUACUGCUUUUCCAGAUUAAUAGAAGUUAACAGAAAAUGUUAUGAAAAGAGGGGAGCAAGUGUAACCACUAUGAUAUAUUCUAUGUAUGUUUUCUAACACAUAGUAGUGCCUUUUAUAACAAGCUGUAAAACUUGUGUAUUUAUGUGCAAAGUAUAAGCUGAGAAGAAUGUUUAAUAAAAAAUGUGAUA
Messenger RNA from Grus americana (Whooping crane), 7589 nucleotides. RefSeq names its product Rho guanine nucleotide exchange factor 10 (gene ARHGEF10). The coding region runs from base 302 to 4366 and encodes 1354 amino acids. Gene Ontology annotation, biological process: positive regulation of stress fiber assembly; actin cytoskeleton organization; mitotic spindle assembly. The transcript is spliced from 29 exons. Gene Ontology annotation, molecular function: guanyl-nucleotide exchange factor activity; protein binding. NCBI's taxonomy places the organism in Eukaryota, Metazoa, Chordata, Aves, Gruiformes, Gruidae. Gene Ontology annotation, cellular component: centrosome. The record is from RefSeq and is a predicted model, not a curated record.